Paramormyrops kingsleyae is the source of this 5428-nucleotide messenger RNA. The record is from RefSeq and is a predicted model, not a curated record. NCBI's taxonomy places the organism in Eukaryota, Metazoa, Chordata, Actinopteri, Osteoglossiformes, Mormyridae.
AGGUGUAAAUCAGCCUUAAGAGCACAGUGGGCCAGAGCUGAUUGAGGCUCAGAGGGUUGCCCAAUCACCUCGGCUCUUUUUGUCUGUCCUAGGGAAUUGUGGGUAACCUGGCCAGCGGGAAGUCAGCGCUGGUGCAUCGAUAUCUUACUGGAACAUACGUGCAGGAAGAGUCUCCUGAAGGAGGACGCUUUAAGAAGGAAAUAAUAGUGGAUGGACAGAGCUAUCUCCUCCUCAUCCGAGAUGAAGGGGGCCCUCCAGAGGCCCAGUUUGCCCUCUGGGUGGAUGCCGUCAUUUUUGUGUUCAGCCUGGAGGAUGAGAUCAGCUUCCAGACCGUGUACCAUUAUUAUAGCCGUAUGGCGAACUACCGCAACACCGCGGACAUCCCGCUGGUGCUGGUCGGGACGCAAGACGCCAUCAGCGCCGCCAACCCACGGGUGAUCGACGACUCGCGGGCGCGCAAGCUCUCCAACGACCUGAAGCGCUGCACCUACUAUGAGACGUGUGCCACCUACGGGCUGAACGUUGAGCGUGUUUUCCAGGAUGUGGCCCAGAAGGUCGUUGCCACCCGGAAGAAGCAGCAGCUUUCCAUCGGACCCUGUAAAUCUCUUCCGAACUCCCCCAGCCACUCAUCUGUGUGUGCUGCCCCUGUGUCAGCCGUGCACAUUACCCAGGCCAGUAAUGGCGGUGGGGGCAGCCUGAGUGAGUACUCCUCUUCCGUACCCUCUACUCCAAGCACCAGCCAGAAGGAGCUCCGUAUCGAUGUCCCCCAGACAGCCAACACGCCCACCCCUGUCCGCAAGCAGUCCAAACGCCGUUCCAACCUUUUCACGUCUCGGAAGGGGAACGAUCCAGACAAGGAGAAGAAAGGCUUGGAGAACCGUGCGGACAGCAUUGGAAGCGGCCGAGCUAUCCCAAUUAAACAGGGGAUGCUCAUGAAGAGAAGCGGCAAGUCUUUGAAUAAAGAGUGGAAGAAGAAAUAUGUGACCUUGUGUGACAACGGCGUUCUCACCUACCACCCCAGUCUGCAUGACUACAUGCAGAAUGUCCAUGGCAAGGAGAUCGACCUCCUACGCACUACCGUAAAGGUACCAGGCAAGAGGCCCCCCAGGGCUGUGUCCACCUGUGCAGCCGUGUCCAGCCCCAAGACCAAUGGCUUGGCCAAAGACAUGAAUAACCUACAGCUGGGCCAGAGCCCUGGCUCUGUCAGCAGCAGCUCCUCUGCCUCCCAGAUGGCCAGUGGUAUCAGCUUGGUGUCUUUCAACACCAGGCCGGACGGCAUGCACCAGCGCUCCUAUUCGGUGUCCAGCGCUGACCAGUGGAGCGAGGCCACAGUGAUCGCCAAUUCUGGCAUCAGCACAGACGCCGGGCUGGGAGACUCAAUCUGUUCCAGCCCCAGUAUCUCCAGCACUACCAGUCCCAAGAUGGACCCACCUCCCUCGCCUCACGCCAACCGCAAGAAACACCGGCGGAAGAAGAGUACGAGCAACUUCAAGGUGGAUGGCUUAUCUGGCACGGCAGAAGAACAAGAGGAAAACUUCGAAUUUAUAAUCGUGUCCUUGACGGGCCAGACAUGGAACUUUGAGGCAACUUCAUACGAGGAGAGAGACGCAUGGGUGCAGGCCAUUGAGAGCCAGAUCCUGGCCAGCUUGCAGUCCUGUGAGAGCAGUAAAAACAAGUCCCGCUUGCCGAGCCAGACAGAAGCCAUCGCCCUCCAGUCCAUCAGGAACCUGAGGGGGAACAGCCGCUGUGUGGACUGUGAUGCCCAAAACCCCGACUGGGCCAGCCUGAACCUGGGCGCCCUCAUCUGCAUUGAAUGCUCAGGCAUCCACCGCAAUCUUGGUACACACCUGUCCCGUGUGCGCUCGCUGGACCUGGACGAGUGGCCCCUCGAGCUGAUCAAAGUCAUGUCCGCCAUCGGCAACGAGCUGGCCAAUAGUGUGUGGGAGGCCAACGCCCAGGGUCGCAUGAAGCCUGCCCCUGAAGCGAACAGGGAGGAGCGGGAACGCUGGAUCCGGGCCAAGUACGAGCAGAGGCUGUUUGUGGCAGCACUACCGAACCACGAGCUCCCUCUGGGUCAGCAGCUGCUCCGGGCCACAGUUGAAGAGGACCUCCCCAGUGUGGUCCUACUGCUGGCCCAUGGCUCACGGGACCAGGUCAAUCAGACGUGUGGGGAAGGCGAUGGACGCACAGCACUGCACCUGGCCUGCCGGAAGGGCAAUGUAGUGUUGGCUCAGCUCCUCAUCUGGUAUGGCGUCGAUCCGAUGGCUCGGGACGCCCACGGCAAUACGGCGCUGGCUUAUGCUCGGCAGGCCGCCAGUCAGGAGUGUGUGGACACGCUGCUUCAGUACGGCUGCCCCGACGAGCGCUUCGCUCUCAUGGCCACACCCAACCUCGCCCGGAAGAACAACAACCGCAACAACAGCUGCAGCAGCAUAGGCAGUGCUUCCGGCCGCAUGCCGACGGUCAUCUGAGCCCCCCACCCAUCUGCUGCGUCUCCACACGAAGAGGGGCCUGCAUCACCUGGAAUCAAGAGCAGUAGAUGGCUUCUGGGAACACUACGACGACGCUGCUGGAUCCGCAGAGCAGUGUGCGAUCAAACCGCCUGUAAAUGUCUCCCCCUGGCUACUGGGACUGAAGGGUCUCAUACUCGUGGGCCUCUGGGCCCAGCCCCGCCCCCCCCAAGUCCUGCUCCUGUCUCACUCCAGGGUCAGGUGCCCCCAUCCCCAUGCUGUUCCUUUAACCCCAACAACCCCCCCCCGCCCCCCACACAGGUAGACUUGUGGAAUCUGGAAGUAUAAAUAGUGCCACCUGUAGCAUGUACUAUGGAGAACUAGUGACUAAUAUUACACCCCACCCACACCCUUUCUAACCCCUACCACCAUUUUAUGACUUUUUCAUGACAAAAUGCAAAAAAAAAAAAAAACACCAAGCAAUGUUUUUCCUCAGUAGGAGUGACUAAAUUAUAAAGUCUUUGUUUAAAUUCUUUGAUUUUAACAAUGUGAAAAAUACAUGGUAAGCAAACUGUAGAGGGAAGUCGUGUGUUUCUAGAGUCAGCGUGCAUGAUUAACCACUUUGUGUUUGAAUGUGGGCGGGACGCUCUCUCUGUCCUUAUCGUCAUGUACCCAAUGCUUGGUCCCGCUGGACUGGACCCUGUUGUCCCAGGUUCUGGGAGCCUGUUCUCACUACCCAUGAUGCUCCGUCAGGCGCCUCUCCACCACCAUGAGAGAAAGGGAUUGUGUUACAUUAUUGUUAUUGUUCUUAUUGUUCUUCCCAACUGGUAAUAAUAAGAAUAAUAAUGUUGUUGUUCUUUGCUGAUCACAUUUCUUUACUGAAAAGUCAGUGAGGAAGCGUUUCUCCCUUUGACGUAAACUUCAGGCCAGUCUGUAGAUCUGGAUGGGAAACGUUUGUAAUCCUGUAGUAUGACAGCACCAGUUUCCCAAAGAGACUUGUGGAAAGUCAACUUUGCUCUGCAGCCAUAAGUUCACCAGCAGCAAACCUACAAGGCCUUUACUCCUCCUUUACUUCUCUUUUAUUUUCUUUUUACUCAUCUCAUAUUAAUCUUUACUUCUCCCUUACACCUCCUUUACUUACCCAUACUAUUGUUCAACUUUACCCCUUUACCCCUCACUUAGUAUUCUACUUCUCUUUACUCUUCUGUUCCUCCUCUGCUCCACGUUUACUCCACCCUUACUCCAGAUUUAGAUCUCCCAUUAUUCCAUUUAGAGCUCCUAGGUGACUGGCGUCAGGAUUUCAUUUUUUUUUUAUGACAAACUACAGAAAUGGCACGGACAGUUCACGAGAACUGCAUUUUUGAAACUCAGCUCGGUGGAGCGUGGCAGACCACAGGGACGACACCUGCCUGUUUGCUGUGAGUGUCGCUGCCACCCUUUCUCUGGGUUCCUUUAAGUGCCACUCUACUCUGGUACCUGAAUACCCUUUAUACCGUGCAAAGGGCUUCUCCGGGUCUGACUUCUGGGCUACUGAUGUGUCCUUACUCAUCCCUUUUUUUUUUUUUUUUUAAUUUAUUUAAAUACUUCAAGGGUGAUUAAAAAAAAAACCUUAAAGUGUUUUGGGGUUGAACUUAGCGUUUGAGUGUCCCUAAUUUAAAGCUGAGUUUUGCAUUCUUGUUUGGUCACUGCUCAGACGAACAUCCCGUGUUAAUACUGUCCUUUUCUUGACAUCUGUGUAACCUGUCUUCAGUUCGGUGACCCAUUUUUUUGUUUUUGCCCCCCCACCCACCCACCCCCUUCCGUUGCAUACUCUUAAAAUGGCACCAGUGUGGGUUGUGUUUUAGCAUGAAAGACGCCCUUUCAUGAUUGAAGGUGCGGUUUAAAAAUGACUUAAUUGAAAGUUUGUCAGUGCAGUGUGUGGGAAUCCCCAAGCAGCCAGCAGGUUGAGGUGUAGCCCUGUAAAGGGUUUGGGAGUGUAAGCGCUUGUCCGCCUGUGAUUGAAGCUGAAUGUGAAGCUGACAGAACUGCUUAGAUGUUUUAGGGAACAUGAUGUUGUUUUUUUUGAGGUGAGUCUUAAAACUGAAUGCUGUCUCAGAGCUUCCAGGCCUAAGUCCCCAUUAGCUCCAGCGUCUGCCCCUGGGAUUGACUAAGAGUGCAGGUCAGGCAUUAACUGAACACUUCCCCUCCCCUGUGUAUUUAAAGUUGUUUUUCAUAACUGUGCUCACCCUGUAUAUCCCUAUACAGUGUGUGUGUGUGUGUGUGUGUGUGCGCGUGUGUGUGUGCGUGUAGGUGUGGGGGUGUGUGAGUGCGCGUGGGUGUGUGUAGGGGGUGAGCCCCUUGAGUAAACAUGUGGUCUGUUUGGUUUUAGACCCUAACUCACAUCCACACACCCCCCCAUUGUGGAUGCUAUCAGUCUACGAUGGUCCACCCCCAAAGCAGGAAUUCCCAUUAUGCCAGGUAGUACCAUGUCCAUUCAUCACCUGACCAGGGAAUCAGGGGAGGAGUUGUUUUGGAUUCGGUGGUGAUCCGGGCAGAAGUUAGCAGACCCUCGACGAAGUGUGUAGCUUAUCCGCAGCCUCCAGUGUGUGGGCACUUUGCUACCCAAGAAGUGUCCCCCUGAUGCCCCUCCUUUCACCACUCACCAUCCUUUAUUAUGUUGACGUAGAUGUGCAGAACUUUUAACCAUGCAGUCAACAUUUUAAUUGUUGUUUUAAUGUUUUUUUUUACCUCAUUUCCUGUCUGUCAGUAUCCAUAAUGUACAUCCAAAGUCAGAUUACUGAUCCAUUAUUUAUGUUUGUAUUGCGUUCAAAUUAUUAUUUGUGUUUUAUAUUGGUCAGUUAUUUUUUGUUCUGUAUUAUUACUGAUUAUCAUUAUUAUUAUUGUUAUUCUAUUGCGUUUGUCAUCUGUACAGAACUGCGUUAAAAAUUAAACCUUUCUGUAAUGUGUCUCCUUUCAAUAAAGAAAAUAAUGCUUCUUGA